AUGGAUUAUCAUUAUGAGUCUGAUGCUGUGAGUGCCAUGCAAGCAACAGUUACAUCCAUGACAGAGACUUCCAACACUGUGAAUCAUGCAGAAAUGAGAUGGGCCUACAACAGACUGGGAGCAGAACUGCAUGCCAAAUAUCCCAAUAUCCCCUUUGACUCUCCCGAGAAAAAGAAAUAUGUGAACAAGAAGCAGACAGCAAACAAAUGGAGUGCCUUCAUACGGAAGCUCACCACCCGCAGGAAAGUACAGAGGCAUCGCCAGAAGCAUCCAAAGAGGUGUCUCGCUAACAAAGAAGUUGCUGCCUCUUCAAGAGUGGAUAUUCCUGAAAUUUCUGUUGAAGAUGCACUCAGGGAAUUGGCUGAAAUGACGAGAACCAUGCAGGCAGGUCUGCCCUUUGACCAUCAGCAUGUAGACAUUCUUCUUUCCCUCACCUUCAAUUCAAGAAAGAGCAUUCCCAUAGAUGUCCUCCAACCUUUCAUGUGUCACAAGACAGUGGAUGUCAAGACUCAUUUUGAAGUUACCGUAGAGUGGGUCGCGAAAUUUUCUGUACGUCAGCAAGUGGAUCAACGAAAAAGAAGUCUGGGAACCGCUGUGUUAGUGGACCUUCUCACUAUUAAGUUGAGCAUCUCUGAUCUAGGGUUCGAGAAGCAACAAGGCAUCUCAGAGAAGUCCAAGGGCGACACGACAUAA
Darwinula stevensoni is the source of this 693-nucleotide messenger RNA. The record is from the annotation of a GenBank genome assembly. Lineage: Eukaryota; Metazoa; Arthropoda; Ostracoda; Podocopida; Darwinulidae.